Capra hircus (goat) is the source of this 1325-nucleotide messenger RNA. Its product is annotated as paired immunoglobulin-like type 2 receptor beta. Lineage: Eukaryota; Metazoa; Chordata; Mammalia; Artiodactyla; Bovidae. The record is from RefSeq and is a predicted model, not a curated record. Gene Ontology annotation, molecular function: MHC class I protein binding.
UUUGGGGAAGGCCCCCACCCUCCUCCGUCCUCUGAAGGAGCCUGGUCCUCACUCCCGGUGCUGAGACUCCCCCAGGGGCCCCCCAAGGCCUCCCGUCUGGCCUUGAGGGCGCUGCCUGUCUUUUCACCCGGGAGGAGGGCAAGGCCAUGGGGCUGCCCCUGCUGCUGCCCCUGCUGCUGCCCCUGCUGCUGCUGCUGGCGUCUCUGUGGGCUGGUCACUGGGCACAAAGAAAUUCAGAGCCUCACCCUGAGAUGAAGCAACCAGCGGAUCUCUCAGCCCCCGAGGGUGGCUCCAUCCUCAUCCCCUUCUCCUUCUCUCACUCCUGGGAAUUAGCCAAGGUUCCCAACAUGAAAAUAUCCUGGAGAUGGGAACACUUCCUUGGGGAGUUCAUCUACAACACGACCCCUAAGUUCAUCCAUAAUAAUUUUAAGAACCGGCUCUCCCUGAACUGGACAGAACCUGAGAAGAACGGCUCCCUCCGGAUCUCAAACCUGCGGAGGGAGGACCAGUCUGUGUACUUCUGCCGGGUGCAGUUGGUCACACUGAAAUACGGCAAGCAGAUGUGGCAGUCCAUCGAGGGGACCAAACUCACCAUCACCCCCCGCAGCAAGACAACCACCUGGGAUCCUACCACCACCUCCACAGCUGGUCUCGGGGGCUCAGAGGGCAAAAAGAGUUCCAAGCUGUGGGCCCCAACCAUGGAAGCUAUAGUUGGGUUGGCACUGGCCAAUAUUGUGUUGCUCAAGAUUCCAAUCGUAGGACUGACUGUGUACCUCUGGUGGAAGAGAAGCAAAGGGAGUCCUUCAGAAACACGGAAGAGAAUUACGAGAACACCGGGAAUGAAGGAUGAUGGUGAAGUUCUCCAUGCCUCCCUCACCCUCUCCAGCUUGACCUCACCAAGAGCAGUGCCUCCUCUCCCCCCUCCACACUGGGAACCCCAGGAAGAGACUUACUCUGUCUUAAAGACCUUAAGGAGUGGGGCUGAGUGAGGACCUCCUUUGAGUCAGCUGCGCACAGGGAUCUCAGUUCCUCAUAAUCACCCCGGCCAGACACAGACAACUCAGAGGCCUGCAGGUGCUGAAAGUCAUCCACGACCUGAGAGUCACACAGGCCCUGCCCCAAUUCCCUCUUCAACCCCCCAGCCUUUCACCACAAAAAUAAAAGGACCUGUACAAUUUGCCUGAACACACCUAAGGAGAAAGCUGAUGUCACCUUCAACUUCUGUCCUUCCAGAAGUUGAUAAAAUGAACCAUGAUAGAUAGCUCAACUGGAAUUCCAUCACCUCCACUAGCUUUGUUCGUAGUGAUGCUUUCUAAGGUCCACUU